UCAAAACAAUAAAAGUUCAAAAAUGUAAGCCUGAUAAUGACAGUCAUAAUCGAUAUAUGAGAUCAUAGACUCAGCUGAUACAACUACUCAGCUUCGGCGAGGACAACAACAGCUGCCACAUCCUGGCCAUCGCCAUCGAGAAGAACGAAAGCGAGGCGGCAGUUCUGGUUCCCCAACAGAUUCAGACAUCAGUGAAGCCGACAUGGACACCGCGAGUACAUCAAAGUCUUCGAAGUCGUCGAAGGGGUUAAAGUCUUCGAAGUCUUCCUUAAAGCGCUCGUCGCUUUCUUGCAGUGACAACGACAGCAAAGCCAAAAAAUUUAUGAAAGGGGUUACCUGCUCGUCCAGUCCCAAGGAUGUCACCCGGAGCGGUCGUGUGGUACGAAGGCGCCUGGAAAAACAGUUUGACUACUUAUCCUCGCAGUCGGAGGACUCUUUGAGUUUAUCAUCGCUGGACAGUGACGAUGAGUUCCAGUUGAACUCCUGCAACAAGGAGCCGAAUUGGUCAAGUCGCAAGCGACGCCGCUCCACUCACAGAAGCAGCGGCAAGCUGAUCACUAAACUUAUCUACCUAGAUAUGGAGCCACCAUUGGCAACUAUUAUGCAUGAACCAUUCGCCGAUUUAGACCUGAACAAUGAUGCCGAUCUUAAGACCCGGAUUCACAAGUUCCUGGGCCUGAUACCACCUCGGCGCAAGUUGUACAAUCUUGAGGAUCAAGAUUACCUGGAGCCAGAUGGGCGCAAGGACAAGACGCAGGACGAUACGAUGACGCUCGUCAAUGCUUUUACAAUGGAGACCGACACACCAGACUACAUCAAGGCCCCGAUCGAUCUGACUCACCUGCCCAGCGAGAAGUGGCGGGCAAACAACUGUCGCCGGCACAAGGGCUGCCUCAGCUGCCUGGAGGAGCAUCCGCUCUCCUACAGCUUCCUAGAUUCGUUUAACCCCGCAUCUUCUAUCAAACUGUGCCAUCCUCAGGCGCUGGAAUAUCGCAAGAGCGACUUCAAGAGCUGCAAGCGGGAGCUGGCUAAGCUCCUGUUCAACGUUUUCAAUCAUGCCGUCUUCCACUGCGCCCUGCAGCCGGACAUAGUUUGGAAGCGCAGUUUGAAAAAGCCCUGUUCUUGCGAAAUGUCCAUUGAUUCGACCGGUCGGCGCUCGGCCCGCCUGCUUUUGUGGGAGAAUAUCAAGCAUCCGGGCAAUCUGAUCAAACCCCUUCUCCACGAAAUGUGCCAUGCCGCAGCCUUUGUCUUAAACCGUGAGACGGGUCAUGGCAAGGCUUGUCGCCAGUGGGCCUACAAGGCCUAUCAACAGCUGAUGGAGCUGCCGCUAAUAGAGGUUUGCAGUGCCCGGUUCAAGUACCUGUGCUCCAUGUGCGGUCGCAGGUCCUACGGCCUCAUGGACUUUGCUGGGGCCAAGGAGAUGCUGCGCUGUCACUACUGCCAGUUCGAGGUGGUAGUGGAGCCGUGGAGCGUACACGACGGCAUCCAUAAGGUCACGACAAUGACGGAGUUCAAGACUUUUGUUUUGGGUAAAUACCAGCAGUUGGAGAAGCAGGAAGGGAGCAGCUCGCAUAGCUCCAAGAUGGGAUGCUUGAACCAACAGUAUCUGGAGACGAAACUAAAGGCGGCCUGUGAUUAAUCCAAAGUCCAAUACCUUUCUAUUCAUAUUUUCUUUCUUUGUUUUAGUUUUUCUUUUAAGUGUUGCAUAUUUAUAAAUUUGUUCUGUUGCUUAAUGUAGUUAUAUUCAAUAGCUAAAUAUUAACAUCAAUUCUUAGGUUAAACACAAGUUGGUUGAUAUUUUAUAUAAAACUGAAC
Molecule: messenger RNA, 1815 nt
Organism: Drosophila kikkawai
Lineage: Eukaryota; Metazoa; Arthropoda; Insecta; Diptera; Drosophilidae
Source: RefSeq, a predicted model, not a curated record